AUGGUAAGCGAUAAAAAAUCCUUACAUCCGGGUUUUGCCGUCUCUAACAUCAAAACUUUGAUCCCUAUUAAUCUAGAUAUCAAACAGGACGAAUAUUCUUCAUGGGUUUUCCUGUUUCAACUUCAUCUUCAAGCACACAACCUACUUUUUCUUAUUGAUGAUUCUAUUCCACCACCGGAUCUUGACGCUUCCACCAUACUACAACUUGAUGCCCUCUGUCGUCAAUGGAUGUUCUCCACCAUGACCAAAGAUUUGAUGCUUACCGUUCUCAGAACUGGAAACACUGCCAAAGAGUUAUGGGAUCAUGUUAAACGCCUCUUCCAAGACAACAAAGGAAGCCAUGCCGCCAAUCUCGAAAGUAAGUUCGUAAAUCUAAAGUUUUUUGAUUGUAACAAUGUUGAUGAUUAUUGUGAUAAACUACAUGCACUUUCAAAUCGAUUAAGUGACCUCGAUUUUCCAAUGGAUGAGAAACGUUUGGUUAUUCAACUUGUCAAUGGACUUCCGAAGGAAUACAACACUGUUGUCUCCUUCAUUCAACAAUUGAUGCCAUCCUUUGACACUGCUCGAUCUCAACUACGUACUGAGGAUAUUCGACGUGAAAAUCUAUCAAAUUCCGGCUCCCACACUGCCCUUGCAGCCGCCAACAGCCGCCGUCCUCCACCUCCUGCACCUUCUUCUCCCCGUUCGUCAGCUACUGAACAACACAGAUUUUCGCUGGGCCGACAAGCGCCUCUCCUGCCAACUCCAGCAGGCCCACGGCAUCCCUACCCAACAACACCUACCUGGGCUUCUCACUGGUCGACUCCCCCAAGCCCAUAUCCUACGACUCCAGGCUACCACUCAACGGAUCCGUACUGGGCUUCUCAACAACAUUUCGUUGGACGUGGGCGUGGCCGUAGUCGAAGCACUAUAACAGCCCGUUCACCACAAGCGUACAUCACUCCCACCAUGGAAUGCCUUCACCCAUCGGACAUUUCCGAAGAAUAUAACUCCAUGAUCAUUCGAACACCUGAUGAUGACUUCUAUAUGGACACUGGCGCAACCUCACACAUCACCUCGGAUCCAGGACUUGAGCUCGAGGAAGACUAUUCUACGAUGUGA
Papaver somniferum (opium poppy) is the source of this 1101-nucleotide messenger RNA. RefSeq lists its product as uncharacterized. The transcript has 2 exons. The record is from RefSeq and is a predicted model, not a curated record. NCBI's taxonomy places the organism in Eukaryota, Viridiplantae, Streptophyta, Magnoliopsida, Ranunculales, Papaveraceae. Bases 1 to 1101 code for a protein of 366 amino acids.